Molecule: messenger RNA, 2338 nt
Organism: Stegodyphus dumicola
Lineage: Eukaryota; Metazoa; Arthropoda; Arachnida; Araneae; Eresidae
Product: sodium-coupled monocarboxylate transporter 2-like
Biological process (GO): transmembrane transport; sodium ion transport
Cellular component (GO): membrane
Molecular function (GO): symporter activity
Source: RefSeq, a predicted model, not a curated record
GUGUUAUCGCAAUACCACGCUUACUUUAAAAACCAGUUGCAGGCGAAUGAAUAGAGGCCACCGCGAACUACAAAAUACGCGGUAGAUGGUAGCCAGUGGCAGUGGGUCAAAUUUUUACUUGUUUAGGGAGAUGACUUUAACCUUUUGAAGUUGCAGUUAGAGCAGCUAUACUGUUCUACGCGGAAAUGAGUGAAAGUUUUGAAAGCGGAUUAAAGAUGAGAUAAGUGAACAAUAUCAGCUUUUAAAUUUUAUCCUUUAAGAGGAACUAUUUUUGUAUUGAAUCCUUUUGUGGCUUUCUUAAUUUAUGAUAUCAUAAUGAAUAUCACUAUCCCAAGCGAAAUGAGUCGUCGUUUCGACUUAGCUGACUAUGCCGUGUGCAUAGCCAUGCUAGCAAUUUCGGCAGGCAUUGGCGUGUUCUAUGCUGUAACUGGGACAAAACAAAGUACGACGAAAGAGUUUUUAUUCGGCGGAAAAACCAUGAAAGUCCUACCAGUGGCUAUGUCUGUUUUGGCAACAUUUUUAUCUGCUAUUACGCUAUUGGGAGUACCUGCUGAAUCAUAUCAAUUUGGUAUUCAAUACUGGAUGGUCAAUAUUGCAUACUGCUUCGUCAUACCUGUCACAGCCCAUAUUUAUGUACCACUUUUCUAUAAACUUCAAGUAUCUUCUGUAAAUGAGUACUUGGAGAAAAGGUAUAGCAAACUCGUGAGGACAACAUGCUUCGUUAUUUCCACAAUAGCUCAAUUGUUGUAUACAGCAUUUGUAAUCUACGCUCCAUCACUUGUGCUGUCACAAGUGACUGGACUUCAUUUAUGGGUUUGCGUUUUGUCUAUUGGAUUGGUGUGUACAUUCUACACAACAAUAGGAGGUAUCAAAGCUGUUGUAUGGACUGAUGUCUUUCAGACUAUAAUAAUCUUUGGCGCUCUUUUCACGGUAAUAAUCAAAGGUUCCAUGGAUGUCGGAGGUCUUCAAGAAGUAUGGACUAAAGCCCAGAAUUCUGAAAGAACUGGGAUUUUAGACAUCAAUCCUGAUCCCACCGUUCGGCACACGAUCUGGUCACUCACAAUUGGUGGUUUCUUCACUUGGCUGAGUAUCUACGCCGUAAGCCAAGCAAUGAUCCAAAGAUCUUUAACAAUUCCCACUCUUCUGCGUGCAAAGACUGUCAUUUGGCUGAAUCUUCCGGGUAAUAUCAUUACUGUUACUAUGACUAUUCUAGUUGGUUUAAUUAUUUACGCUAACUAUUCAACGUGUGAUCCAAUAAAAACCAAACAAGUCAGUUCACCAAAUCAGAUUUUUCCGUUGUUCGUAAUGGAUAAUCUUGGAUUUCUUCCUGGGCUGCCAGGAUUAUUUGUUUCCGGGAUAUUCAGUGGAGCAUUAAGCACUUUGUCUUCAUCUUUAAACUCCCUCUCUGCAAACACAUUGGAGGAUUUAGUAAGGAGUUAUAUUGCGCCUAAUAUGACAGAACUGUGGGCAACAAGAACUGCAAAAUUACUUGCUUUACUGUACGGUAUCAUUUCUAUUAUUCUUGUGGUUAUUGUGGAAAAUAUGACAGGAACAGUUCUGCAAGCUGCCUUAAGUAUCAGCGGUGCACUCGGUGGCCCUAUAUUGGGAAUAUAUACUCUUGGAAUGUUUUUUCCAUGGCCGUCUUCAUUUGCUGCUUUAGCCGGACUCUUCAGUGGCCUCGGAGUAUGCAUGUGGAUUUGCGUCGGAUCUAUCAUGUUUAAAAGGCCUCACCAAACUGCUCCACUAUCCGUAGAAGCUUGUCAAGAGCUUUACUUCAAUGUCACACAAUCAUUUCUAAAUAUGAAUACUACAGCUUCUACUAUAUCUCCCAGCGACGACGUUUUUCCUAUAUAUAGACUCUCCUACCUUUGGUAUAGUGGAAUAGGAUGCAUUGUAGUUAUAGUCGUAGGACUAAUAGUUUCUUUAGUUAUUGGUAGUAACAAGUAUGACAUAGAAAAGAAUUUGAUGACUCCUUUUUUUUAUAAUCUCUGGAAAUGUGACCCAAAGAUGAAAAUUACUGAAAGAGAGACCAAAGCAUCAUCACUGCCACUAGUUAGAUUAUCGGAAAUAAGGAGAAAAAGUGCACCUAGCCUUUUUAAUAAUAAAGAGAAAAACAAUGAACUGUUUUCUACUAUAUCUUUGGAUGGGGUGUAUCGCCAAAACGUGAAUAACUCUUGAUUAAAUGAAGGUUUCUUCAUUCGGUAAGAAACCGGAUAUUUUUAUUCUGAACCACAUAAAUUUGUGGGAUAAUAAAAAUAUUUAAGUGUAUUUAACUGUGUAUAUAAAAAGCUGUCUGGAGUGAAAAAAUGUUUUAUAAAUAAAUGUUUUAUUUCUUUAA